UUGGUUCCCCUGCUGAGAUCCCAGGGGGUAGGGCAUAUAGCACAGUUGAGCAACAUUCUCUGUUCCAACGCUGAGAGAAAGUGCACUCAACAGUACCCCUUCAAGAGCGUUGCCGAAUUCAUCGAAAGCUCGCAGUGAUUAACCAGGCGGGGUGAGAGUAGCGUAUACGGAUUCAUUAAACAUCUA
Molecule: messenger RNA, 186 nt
Organism: Tuber aestivum (summer truffle)
Lineage: Eukaryota; Fungi; Ascomycota; Pezizomycetes; Pezizales; Tuberaceae
Source: the annotation of a GenBank genome assembly